Bactrocera neohumeralis is the source of this 1336-nucleotide messenger RNA. Its product is annotated as protein rolling stone-like. The record is from RefSeq and is a predicted model, not a curated record. Gene Ontology annotation, cellular component: membrane. The transcript has 5 exons. NCBI's taxonomy places the organism in Eukaryota, Metazoa, Arthropoda, Insecta, Diptera, Tephritidae. Bases 55 to 855 code for a protein of 266 amino acids.
UUUGAACUAGCAAAAUAAUAUUUUGAAAGAAAAUACAGGAUUCGAUUGGAACAAAUGUUUGAUUCGGCGCAAAAAUGGUGCACGAACGUUUUCCAUCCGUUCGCCAAGGAGUUUCAAUUGAAAAAGUUCAGCUUGAAACAUCAACCAAUCGAUGAUUUUGCCAAAUCACAAUGGCAGAAGGGUAGCCGCUCGUUGUGUUGGCUAAUCUAUCGCUGGCUCUUAGCAGCCUUUUUCAUUGCCGUCGUAUGCGACACAAUGAUCAAUCUUUUUUAUGCCGGCAAAUGGUUUAUAUACCUGACCGCAUGGGGUUUCUUUCUCUGUAUGCUCACAAGUCUGUAUGGCGCUAUUAUAGUUAGCAUAUAUUAUUGGCGACCACAUGAUUUCGCUGCCCACCCGAUUGUCUUCAAAAUGUAUUGGGUUUCUUAUUGGACCACUUUGGUAUUGGCGACCGUCAUUACACUUGUCUACUGGAGCCUUCUUUAUCCAUAUGACAAGAGCGGAGUUUCGUUGACCUACAAUUUACUUGGACAUGCCAGCAAUUCCAUUCUGAUGGUGUUAGAUCAUAUGUUGGUUGCAUUUCCCACACGCAUUUUCCACUUCGUGUAUCCCAUUGGAAUGGGCGUGAUUUAUGUCAUAUUUUCCCUUAUCUAUUAUUUUGCCGGAGGCGUAGACACACACGGGGACCAUUAUAUAUAUACGAUUUUAGAUUGGGCCCAACCAGAGACAGCGGUAAUAACUAUUAUUAUUUGCUUUGCAUUACUUGCAAUUAUGUCUUUUCUACUCUUUGGGCUGUACAAACUGCGUUGCUUCAUUUACCGAAAGAUCAAUAAGUCCGUUUUAGUGCUUCAAGUUUGAUUAUAAGUACAUUAAGUACGAGCAUGUUGUAUAAAUAAAAUAUUAUAAAUAUAAGGUUGUCAAAUAUCUCUCUUCCGCUUUUUUGCUCCUUAUUCAGUGCUUUAUAAAAAGUGUUACAGUGAUCGGACUUAGUUCUGUUCCAUCUAGACGGCAACUUUAUAAUACCCUCCUCAUAGAAGCCCCUCCUUAUUUGCGAAGAACUCGGACAGCCACUUUUCACAAGCCUCUUUUGAAUUCAACUUUACACCAACAAGGGCUUUCGCCAUGGACAGGAACAGGUGGUAAUCACUUGGCGCUAUUUCCGGGCUAUAUGGUGAAUGCGAUAGAACCUCCCAUCCGAACUCUCGUAGCUUCUGACGAGUCAUCACCGAAGUGUGUGGUCUGGCGUUGUCCUAGUGGAACACUGCACCCUUUCUGUUGGCCAAUUCUGGACGCUUCUGGUCGAACGGCUGCUUCAAGCGGUCCAGUGGUUCGCAGUAGA